This is a messenger RNA of Pomacea canaliculata, 1595 nucleotides long. RefSeq names its product ubiquitin-conjugating enzyme E2 C-like. The record is from RefSeq and is a predicted model, not a curated record. The transcript is spliced from 9 exons. Gene Ontology annotation, biological process: DNA repair; proteasome-mediated ubiquitin-dependent protein catabolic process; protein polyubiquitination. NCBI's taxonomy places the organism in Eukaryota, Metazoa, Mollusca, Gastropoda, Architaenioglossa, Ampullariidae. Gene Ontology annotation, molecular function: ubiquitin conjugating enzyme activity. The coding region runs from base 228 to 1253 and encodes 341 amino acids.
CAACCUGACGGCUGUAAACAGAAGUCGCUUAGGGCUGGAUCUUUUCCAGUUUGUGGUUUUUUUUUUUAAAAAGAUAUAUAUUAAUUUGAUCUAACUUGGUACACCGAGUUUUACCAAAAGCAUUUUGUAAAUCUCGUGUAUAUAAAACAUUAAUUAAAUUAGGGAAACGGCCGGUUUAAGACCAACUGCCAUAUUAGAUCACUGGUUUAAAAGCUCUAAAUGUAUUAAUGCUUUUAGUCGUCAUCAUGGACUUCAUGUCAAGAAAAAACGAAGCUGAACAGUGGCUGUGCGAAACUAGAAGCAAAUUUUUGCUUACAAGUGUGGAUGAAAAAGAAAAUAUGAUGCACUUCAGUGAUCCUAACACAGCUGUCACCUUUAAUGUUAUCUGCCCGUCAGUCGGAGUUUCAUGGAGUGUAUGUAGUGAAAAUGAAAAAGUUCUUCAUCAACUGCAAGAUGUUAUGGAAUAUCUGGAGGCAAGAAAGGAUUUGACUAUGAGGAAUGUUCUCCAGCUGAUCAAUGACUGCUUGGAAAAAGCCACUUCCAAAAAGAUCUUCAACAAAGUUUCUGCAGAGGUCAAAACUGAAUCAGGAGAAGGUGAAAGUGCAGGAGCAGGGAAAAACUGGUCAGAGGAUGAUGAAGAUGAUGAGAACAUCGACAUGGACUAUUAUGGUGAUGAUCCUGAUGCUGCUGCAGAAUCAGAUUCCAGUACCAAGGAGCAAGAAGAAGAAGAUGAUACCACCACACUCUUCAGCUGCUCAAAGGCUAGUCAAAUGGCUGUGCAGCGCUUGACAAGAGACCUUCGAAAUAUUCUUCAGCAAGGUGACAGGUAUGGUUUUACAGCUGGACCAAAGGGAAACAAUCUAUUUAAAUGGCAUGUUGAACUGCAUGGCAUCCCAGAAGACACUAAGCUUGGGAGAGAUCUCACAGUCUAUGCUGCAAGAUAUAAGACUAAUCCUGCAAUUGUUCUGGAAAUGCAGUUUCCUGAGGACUAUCCAUACAGCCCGCCAUUCCUAAGAGUGAUUACUCCUCGCUUUAGGUUUCUGACAGGUGGAAGCAUCUGCAUGGAAAUGCUAACCAAGUCAGGAUGGAGGCCUACUAAUGAUAUUGAGAGCAUCUUGGUCCAGGUGCGAUGUGAAAUACUUAGUGAUCCAAAUGCAAGCCUGGAUAUGACCCAAGCAAACAGACCAUACACAGAGAGGGAUGCGCGAGAAGCUUUUGAUCGUAUGGUGGUGCGGUAUGGAUGGAACAAAUAGAUCGUAUGGUGGUACGGUAUGGAUGGAACAAAUGAAUCAUAUGGUGAUGCAGUAUGAAUGGAAUAAAUUGAUCGUAUGAUGGUGCAGUAUGGAUGGAAUAAAUUAAUCAAAGACAAUUAAGUGAUUUGCUGUACUGUAAAGAGGAGAUAAGUACUGCAGAAGAAAACACCUUAUUCAUCCACACAUAGUUCUGGAUUCCAGAUCAUCCUGUGACUGUUCGCUUGAGAAGAGAAACACAUUUUUUUUUGUUUGGUAGGUAGGAGGUAAUAUGCUGUGUAAAUAAACUAAAACUGUAAUGCUGCUUUUGGAAAUAGCUGCUUUGGAAUAAACAUUUGAAAAAUA